Molecule: messenger RNA, 1755 nt
Organism: Rhizophagus irregularis DAOM 181602=DAOM 197198
Lineage: Eukaryota; Fungi; Glomeromycota; Glomeromycetes; Glomerales; Glomeraceae
Biological process (GO): signal transduction; protein phosphorylation
Cellular component (GO): cytoplasm
Molecular function (GO): protein kinase activity; protein binding; ATP binding
Source: RefSeq, a predicted model, not a curated record
AUGUCUAAUAACAUUGAAAUUAAAGUCACUAAAAAUUCAGAUGAGCAGAUUAAUUGGAUUGAGGAUGCUAUUUCAAAAAAUUACUUUAAAUAUUACGAAUACAACCAUUUUAGAAAUAUUCAAGAAAUUGGUUUUGGAAGUUUUGAAAAAGUUUGUCGUGCAAACUGGAAAGGUUCUAAUAAAUAUUUAACGUUGAAAUCUUUUUCUAAUAUAAACAAUGUCACAGUCAAAGAAACUGUUAAUGAACUUAAACUUCUAUAUGAAAUGAAUUUUCAUGAAAAUAUUAUUCGCUUUUGUGGUAUUACUAUAAAAAACCAAGAUGAUAAUUCAAAAAAAUAUUUGUUAGUAAUGGAAUACGCUGACAGUGGUACCCUACGAAACUAUUUAAAAGAACAUUUUGAUAGUCUAGAUUGGAGCAAUAAAUUAAAUAUUGCACUUCAACUAGCUAGUGCUGUAUCAUAUUUACAUGAUAAAGGAAUUGUACAUCAUAAUCUGCACUCGAACAAUGUUUUAGUUCAUCAAGGUAUUGCCAAAUUAACAGACUUUAGAUUAUCAAAAAGAAGCGAAGAAUUAUCUAAUAUUCAAUCAAAAUUAUUUGAUAUGAUUGCUUAUGUUGAUCCAAAAUUAAUUGAACAAAAAAGAAUCAAUAAUCACCAAACACAAUCAUACUCAUUAAAUAAAAAGAGCAAUAUUUAUAGCAUUGGCGUACUGUUAUGGGAAAUAUCUAGUGGUCAACCACCUUUUUGUAAUGAACCAACCGAUAUAUCAAAUAUUGGUUUGGAUUUGAGAAUUUUACAGGGACUUAGAGAAAAACCUGUCGUUAAUACCCCUGAAGAUUAUAUAAAAAUUUAUACUGAUUGUUGGAAUGACGAACCGAAUAAUCGUCCAAUUAUCAAUGAAGUUAUUGUUAAAUUAAAAUCAAUUAUUUCAAAUCAAUUAUCAAGUGAACAAGCACUCAAUAAUUUGUCACAUGGUAUCAAAUUAUCUCAAAUUAUUCAAAAUUUUAUUAGAAUAAAUAAUAAAGAAAUAGAACCUCCAAUGUUAUUGAACGAAGAUGAUUUUAGUAUAGUGGUUGACGAAAUAGUUGUUCUUAUUGAUAAUAUAGAAAGAGAAAGAGAAAAGCAGGAAGUCCUCAAUUAUCUUAAUUAUUGUAAUAUUAAUUCACAAGAAAUUUAUUAUUGGUUGUUAAAUAAUCAAACUAAUUCAAAUUCUCUUGUUUUACUUGGAGAUUUUAGUCGUUUAGGGAUUGAAAUCAAUAAUAAACAAAAAGCAUUUGAAUCAUAUCAAAAGGCUGCAAAUUUAGAUAAUCCAUACGGAAUAAAUGGUUUAGCAAAUUGUUAUGAAGAUGGAAUUGGAACUAGUUUUGAUAAACACAAGGCAUUUGAAUUAUAUCAGAAGGCUGCAGAUUUCGGUAGUGCAAGUGGAAUAAAUAAUCUAGGUUAUUGUUAUGAUAUUGGAAUUGGAACUAUUAUUAAUAAACAAAAAGCAUUUGAAUUAUAUAAAGAGUCAGCAAAUUUAGGAUAUAGAAUAGCUCAAUAUAAUCUUGCUUUUAUGUAUGAAAAUGAAGAAGAUGUGAAAGAUAUUAAUCAAGCAAUUUACUGGUAUGAAAAAUGUGCAGAACAAGGAGAUCAAGAUGCUCAAAAUAAAUUAGCAGAAAUUUUAUAAUGUUUAUAUGUAUAAUUAAUAUUUUAUUGAUUUUUUAUUAGGAUAUAUUUUAUUGACUUUAUUGACAUACAAGUAAAAUAGAAAUUUCAU